This is a messenger RNA of Haliotis rubra (blacklip abalone), 1426 nucleotides long. RefSeq names its product macrophage migration inhibitory factor-like. NCBI's taxonomy places the organism in Eukaryota, Metazoa, Mollusca, Gastropoda, Lepetellida, Haliotidae. The transcript is spliced from 3 exons. The coding region runs from base 236 to 610 and encodes 124 amino acids. The record is from RefSeq and is a predicted model, not a curated record. Gene Ontology annotation, molecular function: phenylpyruvate tautomerase activity; cytokine activity.
GCAUUACAACACAGAGUUUCUGUGCCAGCACGUACGACCAAUGUGAAGAAAGGACAAAUAGGCAAAUGAAACAAGUCCGCUCACGUGAUAUACGAUUUAGUCUGUGGCAGUGACGUAGCAGCAAAAUUAUUGCGCCGGCGUCUGAACGCUUUGGAAGUUGAACAACAAGUUCCCUAUUUAUCAAACGAGCACAGAUAUCCGUGUCAGCAACUUGAGUCUCGGAAUCAGGGUAGCCAUGCCGUGUUUUAUUCUCUUCACGAAUGUGGCAACAAGCGACCUCCCGAAGAGGUUUCUGUUCGAAACCUCAAAAAUCAUCGCCAAAGCUAUUCGGAAACCAGAAAGUCUCAAUGUUGUGGAGGUCAGGAUUCAUCCAGGCCAGAUGAUGACCCACGGGGGUACGACUGAACCAUGUGCCAACUCCGAGCUCCAGGCUAUUGGACACAUAAGUGCCGAGGAAAACAUUCAGAUGUCCAAGGAAAUUUCAGAAUUCCUGCAACAAAAACUUGGCAUUGACCCUUCAAGGAACUACAUCAAAUUCACUGACAUGAAACCAUAUGAGCUGGGGUGUGAAGGGACCACGAUUGAAGUCUUGUGGAGUAAACAAACCUAGUUGGACAACAUGGUACCUGCAAAUCCGCCAAUAAACUCAUGAUAGUAGUAGUUGUAGAGACUUCAUGUCACUGGCAUAUUAAUGAUUGAUGUGUUUUCACAUCUACGUCACAAUACGUGCGGAAGUGUAAGAGUAACUCUCAGAAGCUUGAAAAUAUCACUGAAAUCAUUAGCUUGUAGGUUGUUGCUUAACGCCGCACUCAGCAAUACUUCAGCUAUACGGCGGCGGUCUGUAAAUAAUCCAGUCUGGACCAGGCAAUCCUGUGAUCAAUAUCAUGAGCAUCGAUCUACGCAAUUAGGAUGAGAUGACACGUGUCAACCAAUUGCAAGUCAACGAGCCUGACCACCUGUUUCCGUCGGCCGCCUCUUACGACAAGCAUGAGUUGCUGAAGACCAAUUCUAACCCGGAUCUUCACGGGUCUCACUGAAAUUAUAUUAAUUAAUUCAAAUUAAUGGUGACUGACACGACACUGCACACUUGUAGUGUCAAAGCUCAACGUCCAACAAAACCAUGCAGAGAUUAAAGAUAUGUCAAUCAGUCUCGAACGUAUCCAUGCAUAAUAUUAAUAAUAGUCUGAUAUUCUCCCUAUUCAUCUGUUAGUACGUUUAGAAUUUAUUAUAUCUAUCUAUCUGCGCUGAACUGUACAUGAUCGUUUCUACAGAACUAUAUAUGUUUUAACUUGAACACAAUGAUGAUGAUUUGAUUUGAAAGUUGAAUAGUUUAAUGACAAAUAUAUUUUAUUUCACUUGUGUCCCAACAGAGAGCAUUAUGCAGACUGUGAUCAACUAGAUAUGUAAUAAACAUUUACAAGUGGAA